This is a messenger RNA of Paramecium tetraurelia, 2823 nucleotides long. RefSeq lists its product as uncharacterized. Gene Ontology annotation, cellular component: cytoplasm. Gene Ontology annotation, molecular function: RNA helicase activity; RNA binding; ATP binding. NCBI's taxonomy places the organism in Eukaryota, Ciliophora, Oligohymenophorea, Peniculida, Parameciidae. The transcript has 6 exons. The record is from RefSeq and is a predicted model, not a curated record. Gene Ontology annotation, biological process: nuclear-transcribed mRNA catabolic process, nonsense-mediated decay.
AUGACAGAAAUAUUCGAUAAAGUAAAAAGGCCAACAGAGCAACAAAUUCAGGUAGCGGAUUAUUCUUGCGAAUAUUGUUUAUAAUCGGAUGUUAAUGCAGUGGCACAGUGUUUAUAAUGCAAAAGAUGGUAUUGCAAUUGUGCGACCAAAAGUGGAUCUCACAUAAUCCUUCAUUUGAUUAAGAGCAAGCACAGUUAAAUUAGUUUGCAUGAGCAGAACAAGGUGCAAAUCACGACGAUAGAGUGCUACAUUUGCGAGUAGAAGAACAUGUUCACUCUUGGAUAAGUUAAUGUUAGGGUGGAUGAAGAGGAGAACAUCUUGAUUCUGUGUCGAGGAUGCCUCCCACUGAAACAGUCCGACAAAAUUACUUGGGACUCAAAUGAUUAUGAGCCGCUCAUCAGGGACAAGUGCAUUAAGGAAUGGUUGUUGGGACAAGGAGAAAAAUUGAAUUCCCGGAUGGUUACCUUGGAACGUAUAAAUCAGUACGAGGAGGAAAGGAAGCAAAAGCCAUAAUUAAAAUUCGAAGAUUUCGAUCGAAAGGGUCCAAACCAAUAAUUGAAAGAGGUGCAAUUGAGAUACAGAGAUGCCAAUCACUAUUAGCAAGUAUUUUCUCCGUUGGUGAAAUUGGAAGAAGAAUAAGACAAGCAAGUUAAGGAAGGUCAGGUGUUGCAGAGUGUGAAGGUGAAAUGGGAUUUGAGUUUGAAGAAAAAGAGAUUGGCUUACUUCUUGUAUGGAGGCAGAGAAGAAUUCGACACAAACACUCUUUAAGGAAGUGAAAUGCAAUUAAGUUUAAAAUCUGGAAAUUCCAUUUGGCAAUCCAAGGGAACUGUGGUUAAAGUUAUUAAUAAUGAGGAAAUCUGUUUGGAAUUACAUCAGAAUGAUCCCCCUCCCAAUAAUACAGAUGAGGGUUACACUGUAGAAUGCAUAUGGGUGUCAACUACAUUUAAAAGAAUGUAAAUUGGAUUAAAGACUUUCAAUUUAAAUGAGAGUUCAACUAGCAAUUACAUUUAUAAGAUGAUUUUGGGUAGAAUAGAUACUUUGGCUCCUCCAACUAAAGUGGAGAAUAUUCCACAAAAGUUAUCUGCUCCCAACCUCCCAGAUUUGAAUGUUUAUUAAGCAGAUGCAGUUAAGAAGGCUUUGAAAUCUCCCUUGUCAUUAAUACAAGGACCCCCAGGAACUGGUAAGACUGUCACCAGUGCCACCAUUGUUCAUCAAUUAGUAAAGGCAUUGGAGAAGCAGAAGUAAAGAGGAUAGAUUUUGGUUUGUGCACCAAGUAACAUUGUCGUUGACUAAUUGGCUGAGAAAAUUAACAAAACUGGAGUGAAGGUUGUCAGACUCUGUAGUAAAACAAGAGAGAGUGUGAGUACGACUAUUGAAUUUCUGACAUUACAUAAUUAAGUGAGAAGUUUGGAUAUCCCAUAAUAUCACCAAUUAUAGAUGUUUUAUGAAUUGAUGGAUUAGCAAGGAGAGUUAGAUUAAAAGGAUGAAUAAGUGUUCAUAAGAAUGAGGGAUGAGGCAGAGAAGGAAAUCAUUGAAUAGGCUGAUGUCAUUUGUACUACAUGCAUAGGGUCAGCUGAUAAAAGACUCAAAGACAUGAGAUUCCCAUUUGUUUUAAUUGAUGAAGCAACUUAAGCAAUAGAACCAGAGUGUUUAUUACCCAUGAUAAAGGGAGCUCAACAUGUGAUCUUGGUUGGAGAUCAUAGGCAAUUGGGUCCAGUGGUGUAAAGUCGAGAAGCAGCUUCAGUAGGUUUGGACAGGAGUUUAUUUGAAAGGUUGGUGCAGUUGGGGAUAAGACCUGUUAGAUUGUAGGUUUAAUAUCGUAUGCAUCCUGAACUAACAGUCUUCCCCUCAAAUACAUUCUAUGAAGGCACACUAUAGAACGGAGUCACCAUAAGCGAUAGGACUCAUUCUGGCAAUUUCCCUUGGCCAAACAAGUAGAAACCCAUGAUAUUCAUCAAUGUGUAAGGACAGGAACAACUGUCAGCCUCAGGCACUUCGUAUCUGAACACUCAAGAGGCUGUUGCUGUUGAACAAGCAGUUUAUUAUCUAUACUAGAACACAGUCAAAUUGAACAAGAUCGGAAUCAUCACUCCUUACAAAGGACAACGCACAUAUAUAAUUUCCUAUCUCCAAAGGAAUGGACAACUCCCGUAUAAUCAAUACAGAGACAUUGAGGUUGCUUCAGUGGAUGGUUUCCAAGGUAGAGAGAAGGAUUUCAUUAUUAUCUCAUGUGUCCGUUCAAAUGACACUCAAGGCAUAGGUUUCUUGACGAAUCCUAGGAGAUUGAAUGUCACAAUCACCAGAGCUAGGUUUGGAUUGAUAAUCAUAGGGAAUGCGAGAGUAUUGUGCAAAGACAAUCUUUGGAACAAUAUGUUGAAUCACUUUAAGGAUCUGGACUUGUUGAUGGAGGGUUCAUUGCCCAAUCUUAAACCAAGUUCUAUGAAAUUUAGGCCGCCUUAAAAGUUCAUUCCAGAACGACGUAAUAACACUAUGAAUGGAGCCAAUGACGAAAAGAGUGUUUAUUCAUAUGCAUAGACAGAUAACCUAAAUUAAUUUGACCAUGAUUUGGGUGAUUUCCCAUUAACCAAGGGAAUCAGGAACAGUGAAUUUGGAUUCAAUUUUAUACCAGACACUCAAGCUUUCGUCAAGGUGGCUGAUUAGAAUGAAAUCAGAAAAAACCAAGAUUUAAAAGAGAUUGAUUAAACCAAUGUAAUUAAUGUUGGAUAAUACCCUUCGUCGAUCAUGUAAAUUGGAACAUUCUAAAAUGAUUUACAAUUGGAUGUCUGAGCAAUGGUGACUUGAUGUAAGGUUUGAAAGGAAUUA